GGGCUGGGAAGGGCCGCCUGCCUCUCCGCGGGGUCGCCGGACCGCGGCCCCGCGCAGCCUUUACGGCCGAAGCGGCGGCAGAGGCGCGUGUGUAGCGGCGGCGGCGGCGGGCGGGAGCGCGGAGGAGGUGGAAAGAAGGGGGGCGCUGUCACGGAGACUCCGGCCGCCGGAGACCCCGCCGCAGCGAGGCCACUGGGCUCCCCGGUCGCGGGCGGGAGCGGUGCCGAGCCGGGGCUCCAGGGGUACACACCGGGCGGAGGAGGGGGCCUAUCUACCCUUCCGCAUUUUCCUGGGUCUCUCUCCCGGGCGGUGACGUGACGUGCUGACGGCGGGCCCGUGCCGGGGAGCUGGGCCGCUUUUUGUCAGCUCCGAGCUCGGCCCCUCCUCCCUCCCUCCUCCCGCCCCACCAGCCGGAGCCCGGCCCAGUGCUCCAGAGAAAGGCCGGCCUGCAGCACCCGCCACCGUCGCCGACCGCCCGCACGCCCGUCCGGAGCUGUGACUGAUGAGAAUUAAAGGCCAUGGAUGAAGAUGGACUUGAAUUACAACCACAAGAGCCAAACUCAUUUUUUGAUGCAACAGGAGCUGAUGCUACACACAUGGAUGGUGAUCAAAUUGUUGUGGAAGUACAAGAAACUGUUUUUGUUUCAGAUGUCGUGGAUUCAGACAUAACUGUGCAUAACUUUGUUCCUGAUGACCCAGACUCAGUUGUAAUCCAAGAUGUUAUCGAGGACGUUGUUAUAGAAGAUGUUCAGUGCCCAGAUAUCAUGGAAGAAGCAGAUGUAUCUGAAACGGUCAUCAUUCCUGAGCAAGUGCUGGACUCAGAUGUAACUGAAGAAGUUUCUUUAGCACAUUGCACAGUCCCAGAUGAUGUUUUAGCUUCUGAUAUUACUUCAGCCUCAAUGUCUAUGCCAGAACAUGUCUUGACGAGUGAAUCUAUACAUGUGUCUGAUGUUGGACAUGUUGAACAUGUGGUUCAUGAUAGUGUAGUAGAGGCAGAAAUCGUCACUGAUCCUCUGACAACCGACGUAGUUUCCGAAGAAGUACUGGUAGCAGAUUGUGCCUCUGAAGCAGUCAUAGAUGCCAAUGGGAUCCCUGUGGACCAGCAAGAUGAUGACAAAAGCAACUGUGAGGACUACCUUAUGAUUUCCUUGGAUGAUGCUGGUAAAAUAGAACACGACGGUUCCUCUGGAAUGACCAUGGAUGCAGAGUCGGAAAUCGAUCCUUGUAAAGUAGAUGGCACUUGCCCUGAAGUCAUCAAGGUGUACAUUUUUAAAGCUGACCCUGGAGAAGAUGACUUAGGCGGCACCGUAGACAUUGUGGAGAGUGAGCCUGAGAAUGAUCAUGGAGUUGAACUACUUGAUCAGAAUAGCAGUAUUCGUGUGCCAAGGGAAAAGAUGGUUUAUAUGACUGUCAACGACUCUCAGCAAGAAGAUGAAGAUUUAAACGUUGCUGAGAUUGCUGAUGAAGUUUAUAUGGAAGUGAUUGUAGGAGAGGAGGAUGCUGCUGCAGCAGCAGCAGCUGCUGCCGUGCAUGAACAGCAAAUCGAUGACAAUGAAAUCAAGACCUUCAUGCCAAUAGCAUGGGCAGCCGCUUACGCAAUAAUUAUUGGCCCUGAUGGACAUCCCUUAACUGUCUAUCCUUGUAUGAUUUGUGGGAAAAAGUUUAAAUCGAGAGGUUUUUUGAAAAGGCACAUGAAAAACCAUCCUGAACACCUUACCAAGAAGAAGUACCGCUGUACUGACUGUGACUACACCACCAACAAGAAGAUAAGUUUACACAACCACCUGGAGAGCCACAAGCUGACCAGCAAGGCAGAGAAGGCCAUCGAGUGUGAUGAGUGUGGGAAGCAUUUCUCUCAUGCUGGGGCUUUGUUUACUCACAAAAUGGUGCAUAAGGAAAAAGGAGCCAACAAAAUGCACAAGUGUAAAUUCUGUGAAUAUGAGACAGCUGAACAAGGGUUAUUGAAUCGCCACCUUUUGGCAGUCCACAGCAAGAACUUCCCUCAUAUUUGCGUAGAAUGCGGUAAAGGUUUUCGGCACCCGUCAGAGCUCAAAAAGCACAUGCGAAUCCACACUGGGGAGAAGCCGUACCAAUGCCAGUACUGCGAAUAUAGGUCUGCAGACUCUUCUAACUUGAAAACGCAUGUAAAAACUAAGCAUAGUAAAGAGAUGCCAUUCAAGUGUGACAUCUGUCUUCUGACUUUCUCAGAUACCAAAGAGGUGCAGCAACAUGCUCUUAUCCACCAAGAAAGCAAAACACACCAGUGUUUGCAUUGCGACCACAAGAGUUCGAACUCAAGUGAUUUGAAACGACACAUAAUUUCAGUUCACACAAAGGACUACCCCCAUAAGUGUGACAUGUGUGAUAAAGGCUUUCACAGGCCUUCGGAACUCAAGAAACAUGUGGCUGCCCACAAGGGUAAAAAAAUGCACCAGUGUAGACAUUGUGACUUUAAGAUUGCAGAUCCAUUUGUUCUAAGUCGCCAUAUUCUCUCAGUUCACACAAAAGAUCUUCCGUUUAGGUGUAAGAGAUGUCGAAAGGGAUUUAGGCAACAGAAUGAGCUUAAAAAGCAUAUGAAGACACACAGUGGCCGGAAAGUGUAUCAGUGUGAGUACUGUGAGUAUAGCACUACAGAUGCCUCAGGCUUUAAACGGCACGUCAUUUCCAUUCAUACGAAAGACUAUCCUCACCGUUGUGAGUACUGCAAGAAAGGGUUCCGAAGGCCUUCAGAAAAGAACCAGCACAUAAUGCGACAUCAUAAAGAAGUUGGCCUGCCCUAACAAUACUUCUGCAGACAUUUGUAGAGAUGUUGGCCUUAAAACAGAAAAUUCAUUUUAAAGCCAACCAGUCUCGUUCACAUACAAUACUGUAUAUUGAUUUAUGCUGUGUACAAAUAGAAUUAUUGCUUCUAGUUGACCUUUUUUUUUUUUUUUUACAUUUUGUUCAAUAGUGUGUUCUGAAUUCUAUUCAGUUUGUUUAAUAAAUGGGGAAGAGCAGCAACAAGCAAGUUGCUUUUAAUAAAGUAAUCCCUGAUUCUAUAUGGAAUUUUUCUAUCUUAGAAGUUUUAUAUUUAUUUAAAUAUUUACCUUGCUUACCUUGAUGGUACUCUUCUAAGACCAUUUAACAUAAGGUAACUUUAGAUUGGUAACUACAAAAGUAUUCGUGUUGACUCAUUUUCCCCCCCCCAUAAAUUUCUCACAAUAAAAUUGUCAGAGACAUCUACUAACAUAAAUGGGAGAUUUUACGGUCAGGUCUAAUUAUCCUAACAUGGAAAUCAUUUACUCGUCUUGCUUACAUUUUCAGACCACAUGACAAUGACAGUUUCCAUUUGAGCUUUUGCGUCCCUGGCAUCACUGAGUAAAGAGCAGUGGCUGGGUUCGUGUUUACUUUUCAUUUUGUUGAGCAGACAAAAUACACUUUUUGGGGGGCUUUCUUUGGAGUAUUUACAUCUUUUGUCAGCAUAGCAAACUUUUAGAAAACUUUAUUGAAAAAUUUUGCUUGAUCCUGUUGUAUUUUGAUUAUUCUGUCUGUGCUGCCUUGUCUUGGAAUGGUUGUGUACUACAAAUGAGACUUAUUGAGGACUGCAUUUUGGAAUCACCUAGAGGUAAUUCGUGGCUCAUAGGAUCUUUUGCAACUUUAUAUAUGUAAAUGUACCCUGAAUUAUAUAUAUGCACAUAUAUAUAACAUGUAUCUGUGUGUAUUGCUUAUUUACAUAUUUAUACACACAACCCCAAGUAGUAGUUGUUUAAAAUCUAUAAUGAAAAGUAUUAAAUUUACAAUAACAUGAAAGAUGCAGGGAUGCAUGAGAGAGCAUUUUGUAAGUCAUGCUCUUCAGAGAGACUACUCAGGUGAAGAAUUAGAAGGAAAAUAAGGACACUAGUAUUUUUAAAGAAUAAAGGUAUUUUCUUUUAAAUAUCUUUGGUAAUGGAAAAAUAGAAGUUAAGAUGUUUCUAGAUAGGAUGUUUUCAUACAACUUCAGCUCCAUGCCUUUAUAUUUUUCUGAAAAGCUAGUGAGUAUCCAGACGUAACUCCCUCACUUCUCUCUGAGAAGCCCAUGAGGGAACUCUGUGUCACCAAGUGAGGGGGACUAAGGAAGCGAUGGCUUCAUGUACCAGAGAAUGGGUGCUAAUUAUGACACACUUGGCAAGUUCAGCCUGCUCUAUUAUUUCUUAGUUACAGUUAGCAAACUUUAAAAAACACUCAUGUUGGCUUUGAUUAGAAGAUAAAGGUGUGUUUUAAGUGCAUGAGGAAAAUCUGAGGCCUUAUUUGGAAUGUCACCAAGUCUUUUCACAGUUUUUUCUUUGAGAGUUGACAUUUUUUAACAAACAGUUCUGAAUCAGGCUCAUAAAUUCAUAAAACGAGCUCUUGUUAUUUAGAAUUUAUUUAUGUUAAGAUGAAUCUUGGAGAACAGAAAACAGUUUUGGGGGUCCCUUAAAUUGGCUAUCGGCACAUGAGUAUCUGGCACACUGUGGGCGAUUUAGGACUUUCCUUUCUACUUGUUAGCUGCCUUGCCACUUCAUUAUGGUACCCUAGCCUCUUCAUGCUGUUAGGUUUUUACCUUUCAUCCUUCUUUUUGCCAUUGAUACUUAUAUUGAAGACUGAUAUUUAUAGAGUUAGAGAUCUAAAUAUUUGGUGUUUGGCAAGCCUGUGAAGUGCUAGGUGAUUUAGUCCAGUUCUAAAUCAAGUGCUUUAGGCUGGUAUGGGCUCCAACCUGAAUGCCAGUCAAAGCCAAGGCAUCGAUUUAUCCCAGUGGGAACUCCUGUGCCCUCUUGGCCCCCAUAACAUGGCUUUUUUUUUUAAGUAACUUACAGUUACGUGAUUCAUUGCCCUGCAGUACUAUUCUUUGAAAGCUCUGUCUGUUUUUUUGUGAGAACCUUUAAAAUCUCCCUUCCUUUUUAUUUUUCCCAGAAAUGAGGUAAUACACUUAAAUGAAAGUGGAAAUUUAUUAAUUUUAAAACGUCUUGUAAAAUUAAUACAGAAAAUAUAAAUAAUUGGUCAUUUAACUAUAUUUUUUUAAAUAAACUGAAAGAUAAAGAACACAACACUUUACACACUUUAUAUUUCUCUUACAUAGUCUGGAAUCAUACACAGUUCUUUUCUUUUUAAAGCACAAUAUUGAAACCUUUAAAAGGUAUUUAAGGGUUUGGUCAAGUGAAUAUGAUAAAAUGUAUUUGUCUGUAUAAAGAGAAAAUGAAAUUGUAGUCACUGUUAUGUACUGACAUUAGUUACAACCUAGUUUUAAUUCUUAAAACAAUUUUGAUUAGCAAAGCUAAAAAAAUGGAUGUUUCAGUUAAAUGUUUUAAAGAGGUACAGAUUUUUACAAGGACAUAAUAUAAGUUAUUGUUCUGUAGAAAUAUCCUAUUAAAUAUUGUAUGUCCCUCCCUCUGUACACUUUGUAAAAAAAGUAAAAUACAUAAAAAGAAAAUCAUAUAGGGAUGUGUGACAUUAUUGUAAUUGUGUACUUGAGAAUAACGUGCAAAAAUAAAAAUCAGAAUAUUUUCCUGUUAAUGAAUGUUUAGUCUAUUUGAUACCAGUACUAAGUUAAUGCUUUUUCUUAAGAAAAAAAUGUACAGUUUUUGUAAACCUAAUAAACAUCAAAAGCAGUGUAUUUUUAUUUCCCCAUUUCUUAAUUCCUUUUAUGCAGCAGUGGAAUGCAAAAUGCUUGAUUGCUUUGAAUUUUGUGACUUGGAUGCAAAUACUGAUAAUAUUUCAGCCCUGUGAAUUUGCAAGUAAUAUUUCAGAGAAGUUGAGGUGAUUGGUGAGUCCUUUGAUGAGCAUGUCCUUGAAAUUUGUUUUUUCUUUUAUCUUCAUAAAGGAUUUGUUUUAUUAGCAUCUCCAGUUUCCCUGAGAUAAAAUUCCCACGCCUAAAGUGGUUUUUGAGAGCACUUAAGUUCAUUUCAGUAUCAAUCUACAGCACGUUUAAUCAGUGCGAGAUGUCCCCACUUCCACAGCAGAAGCCCUGCCCUGGAGUUACGCCUUUGUGCCCAGUUUGAAGGGCUUUAGUGGGCACUAACAUACCAGAGAAUAGUCAGUGUCAUGAUAAACAUCAGAAGUUAGGUAAAGUUAUCAGGGGUCAAAAGAGAAUAACAGGAUGGGUUUGAGCCACCUUUGGUUUUUAAAGAUGAGAUCCUGCAGUUAAAUUCAACUAUGUCAGAACAAGUGUUUGCCUAAUUUGGAAUAGUAAAUAAUCAAAACUUGAGGUAAACCGUCAAGAGAACAUGGUGAACAUCACUGUCCAGAGCCAUAAAUCAGACAAAACCAUAGCAUGAAAAACUUAGUUGUAAUAUAAUGCCUGACAUAACAUCUUACCGGUUUGUGAUCCUAACCAGUCAGAUAAUGUACUGCUCUGUUCUCUGGGAAUCUCAGUAUUAAUAACUUCCUUUAUUUCUCACAAAUUCUAGGAUUCACGUAAGGAAAAGCUUAACCAGUCUAAAUCGUAGGGGGGGUGAUGCUUGAGAGCAGUGGUUUUCUUUCAAAGUGGCUAGGCAGCAGCGGCAGCAUCACGAUCACCUGGGACUUGGUUGAAGAUGCAGAUUCUCAGCCCUGCCCCAGACUCACUGAAUCCGGAAACUGGGGGUGGGACCCAGUGAUCUGUGCCUUAGCAUGUCCUCCAAUGAUUCUGGUGCAUGCUCACAUUUGGGAAACACUGUUUUAGAGCACUCGAGGAACUUAAAAGAUUACUGGUGCAACAUUUUGUGUGGUAGACAAGAAAAUCACACACACACACAAAACCCCAGAAAUAAGCAGUGAAGAUGAAAUGGGGCUCUACCCUCAGUUGACCCCUUUGAAAGUGGGAGCCUGCCAGUCAGUAAGUAUAUCCUUUGGUACACAUGUAAGUAGCGUGUACUUCCGAAAUCUUGCAUGGCCUCCCCUAAGUUACAUUCCUCAAAGGUAAAUAGAAUUCAGAGGAAGAUUGAGUAAGUGAAAGAGAAGGGCUGAAAAGUAUGUAUGCGUGCGUGUGUAUGUGUAAUUAAUUGGCCCAGCGUUACUUAAGUAAUUCGUAUCUGAGAAACCAUUUUGCCACAUUCUUCAGCUGUUUAGAUAAGGUCAAAAUUAAGUUUGCCCUUUUGGAUUUUGUUUUAUCUUUUGUGUAUAUAUUGUUUGCCUUUUUCAUAAAAUACUUCUUGGAUUUGUUAUAUAUUACUCCUGUUAUUUUUGACAUCUUUGCUAUUGUAAAUAAAUUCCUAUUUUGUUUUAA
Equus caballus (horse) is the source of this 7198-nucleotide messenger RNA. RefSeq names its product zinc finger protein X-linked (gene ZFX). Gene Ontology annotation, cellular component: nucleus. NCBI's taxonomy places the organism in Eukaryota, Metazoa, Chordata, Mammalia, Perissodactyla, Equidae. The record is from RefSeq and is a predicted model, not a curated record. Gene Ontology annotation, molecular function: metal ion binding; DNA-binding transcription factor activity, RNA polymerase II-specific; RNA polymerase II cis-regulatory region sequence-specific DNA binding. Gene Ontology annotation, biological process: regulation of transcription by RNA polymerase II.